AUGAACCAAGUUCCUAAUCAGCCUCAAGGUUAUCAGCAACAACGCCAGCAUCAUCGGAACGAGAGGGAAUCCAUUUCUGAAACCAUUCAGCAAUCCUCGAUUGAAAACAGCACAACCCAACAUUACCGACCGCCGGCAGUGACUCAGCAUUCUUUUCUCACUUCUUCUCCCUCAAUGAACUCUACCAUACCGUCACAUUCGUGUCAUAGCAACGGAGGCCGUCGCCCGCUAUCUCCGCAGCCAAAACCUAUCUCUUAUGUUACAAAUCCUUCGGAUGGUUCCAUUCUCUUGGAUCACAAUAACAAUCCAGUCACUGUCGACAAAAUAUUGGCUACAAAACCGCUCAAGCAAGAAUUGAGUACACGACCGGGUCCAGGGAACAGACAGCUGACAUAUAUAUCUGGAGAUGGGAUCUCCAGAACCCUCAAUGACAUUUUUGGAUUUGAUGGAUGGAACUUGGACAUUGUCAAGGUGGAGCGGGUGGAAAGUUUGCAAAAUCAGGGGAAGUAUACUGCUAUUUACACAGCGCAUGUGCGAUUGACGCACAAGGCAUCGGGGACUUACAAGGAAGACGUGGGCAUGGGGGAUUCCACGGAUCGUUCCUUUGCUACUGCAGUUGGACAUGCCAUCAAGGCCAGUAUUACGGAUGCCAUGAAGCGGGCUGCCCGACACUUUGGAGACAAGCUGGGCAAUUCAUUGUACGAAAGUUCCUUUUCGAUCAAGAAUGCUCCCAAAACCUUGAAGGAUGCUCUUGAUAGGCAUGAUAUUGAACGAUGCAAAGCAAAAUUUGGCUUUCCAAAGGAUCGAAAACCUCAGCAGCCAAAUACUGGUGCAACAAGUGCCAACAACACUGCGGCUACGACAGUGACUACUGCAAACACCGCCACCAACAAUGGCAGUGGGCCCAUUAGGAAUAGCAUGGGUUGCGAAAACAAGAACACCACCAUGAAUCCAAAAGCAACAACAGCGAAUCAAUACCAGGCACCUCCUAAUCAAGGAAAUCGAGUUCCACUAUCGAAUUUGUCGGUCAAUGAGAAGCCAAUACCUGCUCCACAGCACCGGCACCAGCAGGGUAACCAAGUCAAAGCCAAUUUCGCCUUUACUUCCAUGCCCACUUCGAAUCAAAACCCGAACCCUGGCCACCAACAGGCUCGUCAGUCCGCACCAUCAGUGCCCGAGAAUGCGUAUCAACAGCCAAUCUCCGGUCCCACCCGACACGCUGUCCCGAAUGCAACUUUGAACAAUCCUACCAACCCCAAUAUCAAUCCAUACAACAACACGAAUGCAGCUCCACAUUCAAGAAAUACCUACAAUCGUGCAAAUAGCAACCGUGCUGUUCAGCCGGAACCAACUCCAAACGCAAAGCCAAAUGUAACGAACAUUCCCAUUGGCCCACCACCAACGUCUACGGAUGCAUUGAAGAACUCGAACCUCUUUUCUUAUCCUUCUCAGCCAAAUCAGCCCAUUAACAUAGCGAACACCGCUAUCAAUCCGAAUCCUGGAAGUGCUCCACCCUCACGCCGGGGAAGAUUUUCCAUGGACGGACAGCAUCCCAUUCAAGGGGCUCCCUUGGUCACCCCUGUCAGCAAUCAUGCCAAUUCCACCAAGCGACCAAAUGAUGUUGUAGAUCAAAGCAACAAAAGGCUCUGUCGUCCCAACAAUCCAUACGCCAGCAAUUGA
Molecule: messenger RNA, 1680 nt
Organism: Cylindrotheca closterium
Lineage: Eukaryota; Bacillariophyta; Bacillariophyceae; Bacillariales; Bacillariaceae
Source: the annotation of a GenBank genome assembly